CUUUAGUACUUCCAGGUAUCAACCAUAUCUGGAUUCUCUCCAGUCUGUCAACACCAACCUACAUCGCCCCUCGUACAGCCCCGCAGUCCGCCGGAUAUUCCCCCCGCAUUCGCGAAUGGAAAACCUGCCCGCCUAUUUCAAUCUCGAGCUCUCUUGCCCGCACUUUUCUUUCUUCGCCCACGCUACUCAUUAUGACCAUUUUAACAGCUGCACGUUUGCUCAGAGUCUCCUCUACCAGUGCCCUUUUAUCCUCACACUGGUACUAUAUCGCGGCUGCGACCUUGACCGCAUGCAACCAGCCUCAGGAGUUACCUAAGCUCUACCACUACCUCAUGCUCACCAAUGCGUCGCACACCGUGACUCCCACCCUCGAAGACGCGAAUGAGGCCAUCGUUUCCGCCAAGGCUUACCAGGAGUUGUCUGCCGAAGGGUCUGCCAUGCCGUUGUUUCCUAACUCCGCGGCUCAGCUUACGGUGCAACAGGAACAAACCAACAAGAUCAAGGAUGCGCUCUUGAAGGCGAUCGCGUUGUGCGGGGUUCCGCGCGUGAUUAAUGCGCUCAUGACGUUGAAGACCGCCACACCAAGCGCUCUCCGCGCGGACGAAUUGUCUGUCAGGGCCACAGAAACCGACUCUGCCACGAUCAUCACCGAGAGGGAGCGCGGCUACAAGUUCUGGGACCAGGUGUACGGAAAGAUCAACAACCGUGUAGCACACCAGAUGAGUUCGGCGUACCCAGAUUUGUGGACUUACACCAUUAACCACAUCUACGGUCCGCUUUUAUCGUGCACCGACGUGUUAAGCGCACGCGAGUCGUCGUUGGUGAUCAUCGCGUGCUUGGUGCCACAGGACGUGAACCCCCAGUUGAAGGGACAUUUGAAAGGCGCGCUCAACAACGGGUGCACCUUGGAGGAGAUCAGAGCGGCUCGCGAGUUGGUCAUAGAGAUUUCUGGCUGGUGUGGCGUCAGCUGGAGAAAUGACGUUGCGAAAUUGUAGAGAGGGUGGAUACUGGCCCGUGAUUACUGAAUAUAUACUGGACGGCAAAUGGGUUUGCUCGGUAAUAUCUUAAUUAUUUUACGAGGGUGUAGCUGGGCUUCAUCCUUUGAGAUAGUUUACGGAACGUUUUAUAGAUAUAGUCUUGGCUCGCGUAGUUAUGCUACUUGCUGUAUCCGGAACUGGAGUAUUGUCUACCUAGCUUAAGGUGUACCACCUGCAUGUAUAACACAUAUAUGUAGGUGCCCCCCACCUAUUGCCUUCCCCUUUACUAUAAGGCUCAGUACAGUUUACCUGGAGUAAAGACUAUUUAUCGCCACCUUUUAUCACGAUGGACCAAUAAAU
Messenger RNA from Babjeviella inositovora NRRL Y-12698, 1337 nucleotides. RefSeq lists its product as uncharacterized. The record is from RefSeq and is a predicted model, not a curated record. Bases 192 to 995 code for a protein of 267 amino acids. Lineage: Eukaryota; Fungi; Ascomycota; Pichiomycetes; Serinales. The transcript has a single exon. Gene Ontology annotation, molecular function: peroxiredoxin activity.